This is a messenger RNA of Bombus huntii, 1987 nucleotides long. RefSeq names its product odorant receptor 85c-like. The record is from RefSeq and is a predicted model, not a curated record. The transcript has 5 exons. Gene Ontology annotation, cellular component: plasma membrane. NCBI's taxonomy places the organism in Eukaryota, Metazoa, Arthropoda, Insecta, Hymenoptera, Apidae. Gene Ontology annotation, biological process: detection of chemical stimulus involved in sensory perception of smell; sensory perception of smell. Bases 190 to 1407 code for a protein of 405 amino acids. Gene Ontology annotation, molecular function: olfactory receptor activity; odorant binding.
CAACCAUUUCACACAAUUGCAGCUGACAAUUUCCAUGCGUAUAUAACUUUGCAGUAUUCUAAAAAAAUUCUACCGACUAGACAAAUCGAUCAGUCGAACAAGAACAUAAAAAACCCGCGCAAGCGUUGAACUUCUACAGACAUCCUGUAUAUGUAAAUGCUUGAUUUCUAACAACGGCUUCAUUCCGCGAUGAUGACCGAAGCAGUGAUCGUAGAAAGUGACAGCAACAGCGAUUACAGUCUUCAACUGAAUCGAUGGUUCCUACAAUCAAUCGGCGCUUGGCCAUCGUCUUCUUCCACGACAAGACUCGAAAAGAUCGUUUCGUUUAUUUUAAACAUCGUUUGCUUAAGCAUUGUGAUUCUCACUGUGAUUCCUAGUUUACUGCUAAUGAUUCUAGGAGACGAAAGCUUUAACUUCAAAUUGAAGAUGUUCGGUUAUGUGAGCCAUUGGAUCUUCAGCGGCAUUAAUUACACAGCUUUGUUAACACAUGGCAAAAAUAUACGACAGUGCAUAGAACAUAUAGAAGCUGACUGGCGAACAGUGACCAGAGAGGAGGAUAAAAACGUGAUGCUGAAGAACGCGAAAUUAGGCCGCUACAUAGCGGGUUUUUCCGUCAUUUUCGUGCAUGGUAGCGUCUUAUGCUUUUUUUUUGCGGCAGCAUUAAGUACAGUGGAGAUGCAAGUUGGAAACGAGACGAGGGUCUUACACUUGUUACCUUGUGCAGUAUACAAGAAUCUGGUGAACGUCGAUGAUAGUCUAACAAACGAAAUUAUGCUUCUCUUGCAAUUGUGGUCCACUGUUAUCGCAAAUUCUAGUACAAGUGGGAUUUUUGGUCUGUCAGCUGUGCUAGCUGCACACUCGUGCGGUCAAUUGAACGUAAUUAUGGUAUGGAUCACUGAAUUUGUUAAUAAGGCCAGAGAAAGGACGAAAACUGGCAAUUUUAUCGAAAUUGGAAUGAUCGUGGAACGACACCUGAGGACAUUGAAUUUUAUAUCGUGUAUCGAGGAUGUGAUGUUCAAAAUAUAUUUUGUCGAGAUGUUCAGAUCCACGAUGGAUAUUUGCGUAAUUGGCUAUUACAUUCUUUCGGAAUGGGCUGACCAGGAUAUUCAGAAUUUGAUUACGUAUUUUAUGAUGCUCAUUUCAAUUUGUUUUGACAUUUUCGUGAUAUGUUAUAUCAGUGAAAUAUUAACGGAGCAGUGCCAAAAAGUUGGUGAAGUGGUUUAUAUGACAAACUGGUAUUAUUUACCCAAUAAAGUAAUCCUAGACUUGAUUUUGAUCAUCGCGCGAUCGAGUACGGUUGUCCAUUUGACUGCAGGAAAAUUCAUUCAGAUGUCCGUUUAUACGUUCGGUAAUGUAUUAAAAACAGGUUUCGCGUAUUUGAAUAUGUUACAGCAAAUGACGAGAUAAAAUGGAAUCCUAGAAAAAGUAUAAAGCGUUUUAAAAAAUUUUAUAUAUAAAGAAUGAAAUAUACCUACGUAUAUUGUAUAUAAUUUUUAUGUUAAAAAUUGAUGUCAGAAAUUGUGAAUUUCAACCGUAAUCAGAAUUGCUUUUUAAUUUGAACAAUCAAAAUUAGAAAACGUCAAUCGUGAAACUAUAGAGAAAUGUGAAAUAAAAUCGAAUCAUGAUACAGUAAGUAUGAAUAUGGAAGUAAAAUUGCCUUUCGAAACUCUAAUUUCGAAAACUCUAAGUAGAAGAAUCAGCAACAAUUCAUACGGUUUACAAUUUCUGGUCGUAUCAUCAUUAUACAGGGUGGUUGGUAACUGGUGGUACAAGCGGAAAGGGGGUGGUUCUACGCGAAAAAAGAAGUCGAAAAUAUAGAAUAAAAAUUUUUUUUAUUUUUUUAUUUUUUUUAAUUUUUCCAUCGAGACAACGAUCUAUAGUGAGAUCCAUCGUAACGAGACGUGGUAAAGUGCACGCGUACCGAGCGAAAAUUCAAAGUCGAUUUUCUCGAAAACAAAGUCUCAAACGAAAAAUUUUUUUCUAUAUU